Messenger RNA from Lucilia sericata (common green bottle fly), 1217 nucleotides. RefSeq lists its product as uncharacterized. Lineage: Eukaryota; Metazoa; Arthropoda; Insecta; Diptera; Calliphoridae. The transcript has 2 exons. The record is from RefSeq and is a predicted model, not a curated record. Bases 399 to 1181 code for a protein of 260 amino acids.
UUGAAUAGUGCCGUGCAUUGCAUUAUUAAAUUAGUGCAUAUUGUCAUUUCAAGGCUCGUUUUAUGCGAUUGUAUUCAUAUUCGAAAAAAUAAGCAUUCAAACCGUUCUCUGGUUGUUGAAUAGCAUAAGUGUUCAUUUCAAUGAACAAAACACCCAUCCCUGAUGUCAAACAACACCCACCUCUCAACUGCAGCCAACUUCAGCUUAGGCACACUAAAGCUAGCUGCCGCUUUAUUAUCUUCACUUCAAAUAUAAUUUUGCAAGUAACAAGUGUGUGAGCGCUAAAACAAAACAAGUAAAACAACAACCCCUACAACAGACAGUGAGAACUCAAAGUGUCUUUUAAAUACAUAAAUUACAAAACCUAAACCUAGUGCUAAAACUUAAAACUAGUGAAUAUGGCACCCAACAACAACAAUCGUAAAGGACGUUCCAACCGUUCCGACCGCAAUGGAUCUCGACCCAAAACCAACCAACGCAAAAACGAUAAGCGUCAACCAAAACGCCACUUUGGUUGCGGUAUUUGUCAAGCUGAUCACAGCUUAACAAACUGUAAAAAGUUUAAAAAGAUGAACUUGGCGGAGAAGUACAAAACCGCAGUUAAAUUGCAUUACUGCGUCAAUUGUCUGGCCAGGAAUCACCUAAUCGGAAAAUGUUCAAAUAAAUCCCGAUGCCAAAAGUGCAAGGGUAAACAUCACACCACCCUGCACGGCCCAGAUCGGAUCCUGAAAGAUUUGCCAAAGGAACAGUCUCCACCGCCCGUAGCAAAAAGGACUAUUGCUCCGAUUCCUGCGCCACGAACUAUUGUGAUGCCAAUUGUAGCAACCACUUUGCCAACGUCCCGAACCCAAACCAUUGUACCUACGGUUGUAGUUCAGGUUGUGACAGACAAAUCGAAACAACUCGUUAGAGCUGUCUUAAACCCGAGCCUAACGACCUCAAAAAUAGGCGUAGCGUUUGUGCGCGAAUCAACACUAAACCCUUUUAAAGUGGAUGAAAGUGUUUACGUGAAGGUCAUAAUAUCACCUAAUAUGGCCUCCACAAUACAAUAUGAGGUGUGCAUGCAGGUUUCAAAUGACCUGCCAAGAAACCCUUACGCUCAUGGUUUGGACCCAGCUAUAAAAGGGAAGUUCUGCCGAAUUUCUCUGGCCGACCCAGAAUUUUAUGCCAAUGCACCCUAGCCAUGGAAAUAGGUGGUGAUUUGUAUACCACCAUUU